GAAAAAGGCAUUUCACCAUCCCACUCCUCAUUUCAUCAGCUAUGAGCUCCAAGGAAGUUCCAUCGUUUCUGGUACCAUCGGAGAAAGACACCAUUACCAGCAUUGCUAGGACACCUAACCAAAGGCUGGCGUCAAGACUAUGCUAAUGACCUCCAGGUCUCAUGUUUCUUGUUGCCUGGUGACAGAGUUUCACAGUUGAGGCGGAGAAGCUGGGACUAGCAGGGAUGGGGACAACCUCCAUCUGCAACUGUCCCAGGCAGAUCUGGAUCCAAUAAACCAUCAUCGUCACCACCUUGUCCCCUCCCGCAUUCAGAGACGGGGUUUCAUCAUGCUGACCAGGAUGGUCUCGAUCUCUUGACCUCGUGAUCCACCCGCCUCAGCCUCCCAAAGUGCUGGGACUACAGGCUUGAGCCACCGCGCCUGGCCGAUCCUGCAAUUUUAUUUAUUAAAUCUAGAAAACCUACCAUGGGGAGAAGCCACUGAUAAACAUCUCAGCAGUUUCUCAUGAUUUUUCCUCACACUGAUCACUAUCCAAUCAGAACAACGAACUUCUAUCACCCACUUACUAAAACAACAUGGCUAAGGGUGGGAAAGGCCCCAAGGGCAAGAAGAUUACCCUCAAGGUGGCCAAGAAUUGCAUCAAAAUCACUUUUGAUGGGAGAAAGCGCCUUGACUUGAGCAAGAUGGGAAUUACCACCUUCCCCAAGUGCAUCCUGCGCCUCAAUGACGUGGACGAGCUGGACCUUAGCCGGAAUCUGAUCAGGAAGAUCCCUGACUCCAUUUCCAAGUUCCAGAAUCUUCGGUGGCUGGACCUGCACAGCAACUACAUCGACAGGCUGCCUGAGUCCAUCGGCCAGAUGACCAGCCUGCUGUACCUCAAUGUCAGCAACAACCGGCUGACCAGCAACGGGCUGCCUGUGGAGCUGAACCGACUCAAGAACAUCCGCACUGUGAACCUAGGCUUGAACCACCUGGACAGCGUGCCCACCACGCUGGGGGCCCUGAAGGAGCUCCACGAGGUAGGGCUCCAUGACAAUCUGCUGAACACCAUCCCCAUGAGCAUCUCCAAGCUCCCCAAGCUGAAAAAGCUCAACACAAAGCGGAACCUCUUUCCAAAGCCAGACGAGAAGGAAAUGUUCAUAGACUCCAUCAGGAGGCUGGAGAACUUGUAUCUGGUGGAGGAGAAGGAUCUGUGUGCGGCAUGCCUGAGAAAAUGCCAAACUGCCCGAGACAAGCUGAAUAGAAUCAAGACCAUGGCCACGACAACGCCGAGAAAGGCCAUCUUUUCCAACCUGAUCUUACCCAAUUCCAUGGCCAAGGAGUCCCAGGAAGACUGGAGGUGACUGGGACCCUGACCCUAAGGCAGGAGGGGAAAAGAGAUGGAGGGAAGGGGGCAAUGGGCUGCAUCCACAGGAAACCAAGGCUCCCCUGUGACUGCAACAGCUCUUCCAGCCAAGCCCAUAAAGCUCCUUUCCCUAC
Molecule: messenger RNA, 1479 nt
Organism: Callithrix jacchus (white-tufted-ear marmoset)
Lineage: Eukaryota; Metazoa; Chordata; Mammalia; Primates; Cebidae
Source: RefSeq, a predicted model, not a curated record